AUGAUUCAGAGCGAAGCCUUAGGAAUGCCGGUGUCGCCGCCGUACCACGAGGUACAAGGUGACGUCGAACUUAGAGGAUUAGAGCAAAAGACAACUCUUUUUGCGGCAAAGUUAAAUGAAUCUACGACUUGUGAAGCGUUAAAGGUACAAACAAAUUUAGACGUUUAAAGUGAAAUGUUGAUUUGAAUUUCUUAUGGAAACAUAAGAAAACAACUCGUACAUGAGCUUAUCAUGUUGUUAAUUGUUACACGUGGUUUAUCGUAUACGAGGCAAUGUUAGUAGCUUGCGAAGAAAUGAUUCCAUUCUUGAGGUAGGAGAUAACGGCAAAGGAGUAAUAAGCGAAUUAGAGGUAUCUUUCGAUUAAUAACUGGAUUUUAACUCUAAACAACAUAAGCUCAAAGCUUUCUCUAAUAAUUAGAGGUAAUUAAAUACACUUGAGCUUAAAAUUAUUUCUUUCUUCAUCGCCUGCCUAAUGACUUCUCUUCGUCUUUCGAGUUUUUACUGUAUUUAUCCGUUUGUUCACCUGUGUUUCAUUUCUUUCCUUAGCACAAGCACACUGUGGGAAGUGAUGGUAGUUCCCAGAGUCUAGCCCCAGAAUAUCAUACCCUACAUAGUGAUCGGAUGGAAGGUACUCAGUUACAACACACGGCUCAGAUUCAUAGUAUCUCUAAAAUUAGAACUACCUUUUGCUUGAACAUCAUAUAUAUUAUAUUCUAAAGAAACUAUAUUGGAUUGUUAUGUUAGAUGUUAGAUCUUAAGAAUUAGUUACUGCUAAAUGUAGUCAUGUAGGAAAGUGUUGUGUUGUCAGAACACAACUAAAGGCUGGUUUUCAGAAGUGACUGAGUCGGUGUCUGAGUCGUAAUCAGAAUCGUAGAACUUAACGAUUAAGUGAAAACAGCUUUCUGAUUCCACUUAUGACUUUGUCGUUUACAAUCAAGGGAAAAGUAGGUUGUCAGAGGCACAGGCAGAAGCAGAAGAACUAAACCAAUCAGACGUGGGAAUGUGCAUUGUGAUUGGUUUAUCCUUCCCCUUCUGCUUCUGACUCCGACAAUCUGACUAGGUCAUAAGCGAUGGAGUCAUAAGUAGAGUCGGAAGAAAAUGGAAAGGUUCCGAUUCUUCCGACCCCGAUUCCGUCGUGCUUACGACUGUGCUUAGGACUCCGAUUUUUGACUUUCACGGAGUCAUAAGUGCUCUUAUGACUCCACUUACGACUCCGUCGGUAGUGAAGACCAGUUGUAAACUCUGACGUACCAAAUCAAACGAUCAGUAAUCAAAAUCAAUUGAAUUUAAUCAAGCAAUUAAGUUUGAUUGCCCAACACGAUCAAACAAAAUUGAUCUCGCAAAAAAAGUCUGGCCAAUCUAAUACAAACAAACAUUUGUUUUCCAAAGUUUUGAUUUGACAGUUGAAAAUAGAUUGUCUUGGCUGGUGUUGCAGGGAAAAAUUGCUUCCAGGACCCAUGCGUGAAUUUUUACCGCUUUCUUCUGUCCACCUAACCUGGAACUGGCAAGGCAGCAGGGCUCAAAGUUUAAAUUUCAGUUUGGGAGCACUUGUGCUACCAGAUGUAAAUUUUUAGGCGCACUGCCGAAAUUUCGGGCGCACAGCUGAAAAUUUUAGAAGCACAGCUUAUAAUGUUGGGAGCAUCUAUUUCAAAAGAAAAAGUAAAAAGCUUAACAGUGCCACGUUUAUUUUUCAUCUUCAGUUUGUUACUUUUACUUCAGUCCUGUGAUUGAUAAAACAUAGCCGAUUUGCUACACAGUAAUACCAUUGUGAUUUUAAUACAAAUUUCUCUUUUUGACAGUAGAGUUGUGACUUAAGAAAACUUACACUUGAAAAACAAUUCAAAACUGACAACAAUGAGUGUGUCAAACGAGAAUGAAAAUUAAUCUUUAAUGAAUUUGUUAAAUGCGCAAUGACUGACAUCAAGAGACUAUAAAGGGGGACAGAGAGGGCAUCCCCCAUAUACACCCUAUUCCAUAGGUAAUUCGUCUCGAGUUAUUUUUAGAAUCGGGAUAAAGUUACCUCGCGCGAGGCGUGGAUGUUUCGUGGAGGUUUCGCAUGACCAAACGCGGUGCAAAACAUGUCGGGCGAGAGGCAAUAAAAGCGUAAAAAGAUCGAGAGCAUUCCUGAAUAUUGAAGCAAAAUGAGUCGGCGCUCACCUGGGAAAAAGGAAUCGCUGGACUCUUUGACAACCCGUGAAAUCAGUUUAACUCGAAGUUGUCGUAACCUCAGUGCUUUAAUAAACUGAGAAAUUUCGCCGGUCUAUUGAAACCGGUCGUUUGUACAAUUUAGGGAGUUUAAGAUCCAACGACGCGGACGACAACUAGAAUGUUAAAAAAAACAAUAGGUUUAAUUAGCAAAACAACAACUUCGCACGUGCAACACACUUUUUUGUUCAUUUCUUUCCCGUUUUUGCACGACUACGACGUGAAAAUGCCUAAUUUCACGUUUUAUGGAGGACGUAAAUAAGCAACGACAAAAUUUUAUUUCUCUUUCUAAGCUUGAAUAUGGUCCCUUGAAAUUCAGCUUUAGGAGGGUUCGCCUACAAUUGACAAAGUAAGUGGGUAGGAAUAAUCGCUAUAAAGACUGAAAAAAAUUAACAUCAAACCAGAAAUUGCUCUCUUCAAAAAGUCUCUUAAUCCGCACUGUUUUUGGUUUGAUUGACGUUAAAACUGAACGUUCGACAUGAUCGUUCAUUGUGCAAAAAGUACGUGUUUCGUUCGUAGCAUAUAGAGUCGACUCCCGAUAACUCGAACCUUCAAGGGAAAUCGAAAAAAGUUCGAGUUAUCGGGAGCUCGAAGAAAAUAGCCAAGAGUAAGGUAAAAAACAGUUUUUAUUGCACAGUGAACAUUUUAAUCACAUUUAAUUGUAGAAAUAUCAAGUGAAAAUUAAAAGAUACUUCUAGAAUAUAAAUCAAAACGUAACGUAACAAACCAUAGCCUAAAUAGAGCAUGCGUUUAACUGUUUUGAGAAGUAAAGCUGCUUCACGUUAGCCUACGACAAUCAAUAUCAGCCUCCACUAGUAAACUAUACUCUACAACACGUCAGUAGGAAGUCCAAAAUUCAAUGUUUCGGACGCCAGUAGACGGCUUUUUUCCCGACGUUUUAAGGGCUCAAAACAUGGUUCGAGUUAUCGACGGUAAAAUUAUAUAGAAAAUGACCUGAGGGGAAACGAAAAUUGGUUUGAGUUAGUGGGAGUUUGAGUUAUCGAGGGUGCGAGUUACCGAAGGUAAAAUUACAGUGAAUGUAUGGCGGAAAUCCCGGGGAAAUCGAUUUUGGUUCGAGUUAGCGAGGGUUCGAGUUAUCGGGAGUCGCCUGUAUUUGCAUGUGUCAGCGGUGUUUAUUACAAAACAGAAGAGUCUGGGAUGGAGUAAAACAUUGAAACGAAAAAGUUCGUAGAAUCCAUUGGGAGAAAAGAUAAAUUAAACAUGCACCGUCUUUCUAGUUCGAGUUCGUAAGUAUAGUCGGAAGUAAGUCAGUCGCACUGUGCUUUGGGUUUUACGGCGCACAGGUGCGAUUACACAUGAAUUUCUAGGCGUACAACCAAAAAUCCAGUUGCAUAUGCAACCAGUUAGUCGCUAACUUUGAGCCCUGGGCAGGCUGACAGGCAUGCUGCCUGCUUGGUCUAAAAUGCCUUAAUCCAGGCAAUCAAUAAUACUUGACUCAUUGAUUAUUAAUCAAUUGAUAUUUAAUUGAUUGCCUUUCCCCACUUUUCAAUGAUCUUUCCCUUCAUUGAUUGGGGAACAAAUCAACAAAAUCUAACAGUUCAGUUCAAUUAAUUAUGUUAGAUCUGUUCAAUAAUUGAACUCAUAAAGGAUUCCGUGUUCAAUUUUACUUGAUUGUGGACAUCAAUCAAAUUCAAUAAAAUGAUUAAGUUCUACUGAUUUUGAUUGAAAUUUUGUUUGGUCAUGUUUGAUUAGGUAUGUCGAGCUAAAGAACUUGUAGUGGACACAUACACAGUCAUCUAAUCACAAUCUGUUGAUCUAAAACCAGGUAUUGAGGCCAGCGAUGUCAGUAAUCUACUAGAGCAAUUUUUGGAAUAUGAAGAGAAACAAGGUAAAAUAAUUGUUCAGCCAACUUUAGGUUGAUAAAUGUAUAGUUUUGGAGCCUGACAACGUUAAGCUCCAAGUAAUGUUUAACAUUAUAUUGUUGUAUGGUGGGGGAAAAAAGGCAAAAAAGGGAAAAGAUGUUUGUUAUAGUGGGAGGAUAGUGAAAAUGUUUAAAGUAGACAUCCUCAGCUAACUCUCUGGUGUCUGCUUGAUAAAUGUUUUGAUAUGUGGAGGUACAAUGUAAACUUCCAUGUCGUUCAGGUCUGUGGUGGAAAUGUUUAAGACACUCCAAGGUACUAUGACUUGAAAUGUUCGCUUUAAUUUAUUUUUUACAAUUAACCAGUUAGUAUAGGACAUAAUCUUGUUCCCACCAUGGUGAUGGGUUAACAUGAUUAACGGUGUUUACCAGUAUAAGGCAGUGGAAGUAACUUGCUUUUGUUGAAUUAUUGUUCUUCCUCUCUAGGGUCUUUGGGUGGUCGUUCAUCAUCUAAGAUUCCACUUUCCUCAAUGUAAGUUAGUCUUUAGCUGUGACAGGACUUCGUUUUUUGGAAGCAAUAUUUUCCAUAGAAGUGUUGAUUUAGUUACAAAUAGCUGUGGUGAGUCCUGGGACCCAUCCUGUGAAGAGUUCUGAGUUCCAUAUGAAAGAUUAAUAUCCAGUUUAUAAUAACAUGGACAGUUUGUAAUGGUAUUUAAUUUAGGACUGAGUGGAGUCCAAUUUGGUCUGUAAUCGUACGAGUGGUUAACAAAAUCUGCGGUCGUUCGAUUUGUUUAAUCACAAGUAGGAUUACGGACUGAGUUGGACGAAACAAAGUUCUGUUUCCAAUUAAUCAUAACUAUAAAAAGCUUUGUGACAUUUUAGGCUUUUUUUAAUUGAAACACAAGGAAUUCCAAAAGUUUUCUUUUAACAGUGAGAAAAAAGCCAUUUAAGUGCACACAAGUUGUACCAUUUAUUAUUUAGGCAUUAUGCGCACUUCCUGUCAUCAACGUCCAGUUGAUGGCCAAUCAGAUUUGAGAAUUUUGUUAUAGUUGUGAUUAGUCACAAAAUCGUCCAAUACUGUUAAACUAAGAGUACUGAAAAAAGACUGUUCAUUACUAUAACCCAAAAAGAAUCUAAAAAAGUAUUAAAAUAUUAUUCAUUGUCCUAGAUCAUGAAUUUAUGUUGUAAUUCAUGAUGUCAACACUGACAGUUUUUUUUUUAAAUCUUCAGGAAGGACAAAUUUCCUGGGAAGGAAACCAUGGUACUCAAGAUUAACUCCUUUGUAGAAGCACAUGACCGGGAUUUUGUCUUCUCCCAUGAAACAGAGAAUGAUUCUGUUAAUUCUGAUGUACACGGUCCUGCAAGUGGAGAAACUCUAGAUCUCUUUUAUCUGCCGAAAAAGGAACCUUUACAAAAUGGUGUGACAAAACAUGAGAGCUCUGGGGACAACAAAAAAUGCCUUAUUGAUAACCACUCAACUGACCAUAAUUAUGCUUGCUGUGGAUAUCCAAUGAGAAAGCCACCUCAGGAUGCUGCUGAAAUCAAGAGUUUUACAACCGUAAUUACAGAUUUGUCAAGACCCAGUCCACAAAAAUCUGUAGACUCUGAUACUGGGAAUCAAAUUGAUGAAAAAGUGUCAGACAGGACUGACACCAUCUCUAGCAAAAGACAAUCAAGUUGCUUUAGAGAUGACGCUGAUAGGAAGAGUAGAAUUCCAAAGCGUUAUAGAGGUCCAUACUGUGAGGACAGUUCUGAUGGGGAGUGCAGUAGCUCUGAUGAUGAUAAAUGCUAUGACAGGAGGCAUUCCAGCCAUCAUGGUAGUUCAAAUGUAUACAAUGAAAACAGAAGAAAGCAACACAAAAGGAAACCGAGUUAUAGCUCUGAUGAAAUAAGCUGUUGUAAAAGAAGUAAACGUAGACAUAGCUUAUACUCAGAUGACAGCUCUGAUGAUCAGCAUUAUUCCACCUCAGAUGAUGACAGCGGCAAAGAAUACAGACGGAGAUAUGAUCCCAGAGAAUCAGAGUCUUAUGUAUCACAGAGACAUUCAAGUGGUAGUGAUGGAAAUUCAAGCAGUCAUAGAAGAAGGAAAAGACGUUCUGUCGGCCAAGAUUAUUCAGAAAGAGACAGUCAUGACAGAGGAGACAAAUCUGUUCGUGAUAUUGAAAUGGAAAGGAAAUUGGGCUUCAAGUUUGACCAACACAUCAAAGGCACAGCAAAUGUAAAUGAAUUUUAUUUUAAAGAAACAAACUCUUUUACUUUCUAAAAACCAAGUGAACAAAUGUAGUUUUUAUCUGUGCUGUUCACUCAUUAUUUCACAUUGAAUUUUCAAGCUUAUUGUAAAUUUGGAAUUGAAUGUUCAGUUUGUUGUGUUUUGCCUUAGGAGGAAAGACGUAUUGUGUACAUUGGAAAAAUAUCAAACAAGACAACACAAGAUGACAUCUGGAGAAGAUUUCGUCCAUUUGGUCCUAUUGAAAAAGUAACUGUUCACCUUCGUGAGGAAGGGUAAGAUUGACAGUUUCUUUGCACACUCAACUUUAUUCACAAUUGGUGUUAUUAUUAUAUAUAUUAUUAUUACAAUGGUGCAGUAAUAUGGUUUAUAAUAUACUAACAGUUUAAUGUGACUUUGGUCCAACAAUAAUAUUGUGAACAUUUAAAAUAUGUCUCUGGAAAUUAAUUUUAAGUUUUUGCCACCCCCAAAAAACUACUUUUUCCUAGUGUUGUGUUACCUGUAUUGUACUUGUCAUGAAUGGAUCCUACAGCUGUUUCUUACUUUUUUCAACAGGGACAACUACGCUUUUGUGACAUUUUUUGAAUACUCAGCAGCUGCUGAAGCCAUUGAAAGUAGGUUUAAGAAAUUUUUGGUGGCACAUUUUGUUUUUGUUAUUUUCAAGAAGGCAGACCACUGAGUAUAGCUGUGGUAAAACAUUUGUAAUAAUAAUGCCGAUUGUAAAGAAUCUGUUGUCCCAUCAUGAAGUCUCAUCAAGGAUAUUAAUUAUUAUUACUAAAACUCCGUAACAGCCAGCAGAUUUUUAAUUCUUUACUGUCAAAGAAAGUCAAGUGUACCCCAAAGAUUCCUAUAGUGAAUUGGUUAUUUGAAAAUUGAACUGUUAGUCAUUGUAGAUUUUGUGGGUCAAUGAUUUUUAUCCUUGGGUUAAAUUUUAUUUCCCUUUGUUUUGGGGUAUGGUAAUUUAUGAUAAAAACAAUGGCGAGGGUCACAAAACAGAGCAAGGCUUCAAUUAAAGUGAGCCCUUGAGAAACAACAGAACUAUUUACACAUAUGGCUAUAUAAGGACAUGGAAUCUAUUAAAUUUUCCAUAAGUAGCUAUUUAUUUAAUAUUUAGUGGCUAAAUAUAUCAUGAGUAUUUAAACAUAAUGUUAAUUAGUGUAUAACUCUAGUAACAGUGUACAUCUAGUAGUUUGUACAUUGUACAAUGUACUUACUGUAGAAAAUGAGGUUAAAUAAAGGUACACUGUUAUUUUCAGUUUUACUGAAGAUUCAGCCGUUCCUAGGACAGAUACAGUAGUGAUAGCAAUUUUAUGACUGUGCUGUUAACUUGUUGUUGAUUUUAAGGAGGUAAUGAAGAUUCAAGGCAGCCUGUAUUGGACAUCUGUUUUGGUGGAAGGAGAAAGUUUUGUGGUGGAAGCUAUGUUGACUUUGGUGAGUACUGGGAGCUGCCUGGAGACUAAUGUGUUGUGGUCUUGUGGGUAAACCUUUAAUCCAUAUGACUUGGGGUUGAUUAAGCAGUGAUUUAAUGAGAAGAAUUAAUUGGAUGCAAUCGUCUGUAAGGGCCUGUAUAAACAGUUUCAACAUAAAAUUUGGAAGCAAAUGGUGCUACAGUUUCAACAUGUUUAACAUAAGUUGUUCCACCGGGAACCCAAACCCUGUAUUAGCCAAAAAAUAUUUAGCUGUCUUUACCCCUGUUCCCAAGUAUUUAUGAGUUGUUUUGCCAAGGAUUUGAUCGAAUCUGAUCAAAGACGUUUAACAUCGCUGGUAUCAAAAUUCAUUCAGCUUUUUCCACAUGGUUUUUCACAGGCUUAUUUUAGUCACAAUUUUCUAAAUUUUGAAAUUUUGCUCAAAAUUUAGGCUGUGCAAAAUUCACAGGUUUUUUCACUGGGAGAUUUCUUGUAACAGGGUAUUUAACGUAUCUUUCAUCCAAUAGUGAGAAUUAGGAUCUGUACUGAGAAAACGUGGUUUUUUGAGUAAGCAAACAGAAUUUCCUCAAAAACACCUCUGAAAAACCAUAUGAAAAUUCCUGUGAACAAAAUAGUGAUAUAUUUUUUGAGUUAAUUUGCAAAAGCUCUCUCAAAAAUCAUGUGGAUAAUAAAGGAAAUAUUGAUAAUAAUUGUUCUCUUGAUGCUGGCACCUACCGUAUUUCUUCACCUAUAAGCCGAGCGAUUUUUUCAGUUUUCGACCCAAAAUUUUGGGAGAUUUUUCACGAAGAACGGGGUUCGGCUUGUAGCCGAGGGUUUUGGAUUUUAAAAAUAUACAGUUGCUGAAUAACUUUACCCCCCGGCUUGUCGUCAAGUUAGAAAUGAAGCAGAAGUAAUAAAACACAACAAAAAUAACUUCUGAAUAUUGGUUAGUCACUUUUAUGAAAUUGGUGCAAUGACGAAGCGGUGAAACCGCACAACAUUCUCUUCGAGGUCGGCGGGCAAUCGCUGGGCCAGAGUUGUUUUCGUUUGCAUGCUGACCGAGUGGCGUCGUUUCCAUUUCUCAUACCAUCCACGGGAAGCUUUGAAAGAAGGAUCAUCGGUGAGCUCUUUAGCUUUAAGGCGAAGCAUCAAUCCACUCACAGCAAUACCUACGAAAAAUAAAAUAACAAUCUUAUUUUGAUGCGAGAUAACCAUAGAUUCGUGACUGCAGCACUCUUUUCGUGACAUGUUAUGAAAUUGUCAUGACAACAACACAUUUCUGGCCAAUCAAAGUCUCUGUUUCCCACGCACUGAAAGACGAUAUCAUUCAACUCUACAAAAACUCUUACAUGUUCCGAUAAACAAAGUAAAUACCAACCUUGUUCUCGUUGCUGUGAAAACCACUCCAUCACUUGCUGGUCUAGUUCGCGAUAUUUCGGAGUGAAACGGCCCAUCGUCGCACGUUUUGCAGACAUCUUCAGCUCACCAGAAAGAAUAGUCGCCUGGUUUCUUCUCCAGGGUCGUACCAUGGACUCGCUUAGUCCAUAUUCUCGAGCGAUUUCCGAGUUGUUUUCUACCGCUUCAGCUUCCGCGAUAACUUUUAUCUUGAAAGCCAUACUAUACGUGGAACGGCGUGCUUUAGGCAUGAUGAUAAAAGUAACAGCGACGAAAGGGAUACUCGAUCGAUUGAUACUUUGAAACGUUUAACUGAGAUUGUUGUUGUGGUUGAUCUGUUGUCUCUUCAUUGGUUCGCUUUUUUUCUUUUGUGUUUAUUGUAAUUCAUUACGUUUUGUGUUCAGUGAGUCAAUUUCUUAUGUUUUCUGUGAGGUUCGCUUGCUCAAAUGGCCAGUUACAAUCAAUAAUUUCGCUCUCGGCUUAUAGCCGAUGGUUUUACUUUUUUUUUUGGGCAGCCUGAGUCUAGUGGAAAGACCCUGACUUUCAGGGUCUCGGCUUAUAGCCGAGAUCGGCUUAUAGGUGAAGAAAUACGGUAGUUCUUUCUUGUGCCUCAGGAAAAAACCUUGUUCCAUACUGUGCACUCCUGACCUCCAACUUGGCUAUUAGGAGAUAUAUGAAUGUAUUACACUGUAUUUGUGAAUUUUGUGUUACUUUUGAGCCAUAGUCUCAAGCUCAUAAGUAAAUUUAAGUCUCUGUACUUUGCUCCUAUUGCUUGAAGAUUUACUAAUAUACUGACGUUUUACAAUCUUGGGGUCAACUGGUAUGAUAUUUAUGAAAAUAUCGACAGUAUUGUUGAUGGAAACGUUUUCCUGUUUUUAGACUCCAAUACCAGUUACCUUGAAGAACAGGAGGUCAGCCGACCUCCCUCCUCUGAUGAAAUGGACUUUGAUACACUUCUUCAAUUGUCACAGAAAAAUUUAAAGGAUAGAAAAGAAUCUUGCAGAGGAAGAUAAAAAUUCGAAAAAAUUAUGUAACGAAACAAUGCGAUAAAAUUGACAGUUAAUUGCAAUUGACGGGUUGUAAGUAGACUAUUUGUAUGAAUUUCUAAAACUUAUGAAAUUUUCAGAUAUUGAAGAAAAAUUAGUUAUCCUGAGCUGAAGAUGUGGUGAACUGAAGAUACAUGUACAUUGUACUUAACAAAAAAAUUAUGCAAACCAACUUAUCAAACCAACUCGGUGAGCUGCAAGCGAAACGAUGCAUUUGACUGGGUUUUUUCUAGAAAGCGGCAUUGCAUAAUUUCUUGCGAUUAAAAAAAAAAUUGGCAAGAAAUUUCUGUAAGUGCAGCAAAUGGGGUGCUAAAACAAUCUGAAACAAAGAUCCCAGUACCGGUUAUGUACACGUUCUUCAGGGAGAAACCAGGCGGGAGGUGUGAUCGCAUCUUUCAUGGUUGUGAGAACGCGAAAAGUAAAAAAACUGAAAUGACAAUUUUGAAAGCAAUUUUAUCAGUUACUGGUGUUGAAAAUGAUAUAACUAGAAAAAUUCAAAAUUGUAUGACAGCAAUAAAAACAAUGAAAAGGAGUAGAUUAAAGAAGAAGAUUAAUUUCAAAGCAAAUGGUAGAAAAAAAAUUCAAAUACCUUAGCCCUCUUUCUUGUAAAAUGGCGCUUGCUAUUCAGUUUCAGUAGAGGGUCCUCUUAUUUGAAUAAACCCUAAAAUUAAUUGACAUCGUUAUCUUUUCACUGAGGCUCUGGUACAUUUUACUUUUUUUGAAGCUAGUUAAUCGUAUGAAGGUGAGAUGUAAUAUCUAUUCUUGUUUGGUUUGUGUAAUUUUGACAAUUGUUAGAAGUAAAUUAUUAUUAUCUUUAAUUAUAUUUUAUAUAAUUCGUCACUACAGUGUAGUGCUUCAUCAAAAGUUGUUACAAUGGUAAUGAAACUUAUUUUUCCCAGUCUUAGUCAUUAUGAAGAGUGAAAUCAGAGAAUUUGUAUUUUUUUCACCUAAUAAUACAUUUGCAAUGAUAUAACCGGUAUCAAAUCGGUACAAUACAAUAUAUUUCGAGCGCUUAAUUGUGGAAGUGAAUAAUGGAAGCUAACAGUGCAAUGCCCUGAUAUUUAAUUAGUUUUAGUUUUAGUAGGCUACUAGUUGGUUAAACAAGCGAUGGUCAUGAUCUGUCGAGUAUUUAAAUAUUCGUUACAGCACGGUACAUUUGCGGAAAUUUUUCAUCACUUGCGUGAUAUUUAGAAUUUACUAUUUCGCAGAUUAAUUAACCGUAAAUGAGAAAUUUGAAAUAGUAGUUUGCUCUGCUGAAGUGAAAAUAAAUAUUUGUCAUUUACAUC
This is a messenger RNA of Porites lobata, 11384 nucleotides long. The record is from the annotation of a GenBank genome assembly. Lineage: Eukaryota; Metazoa; Cnidaria; Anthozoa; Scleractinia; Poritidae.